GCUUGCCGACCGCGGGCGACGGCGCAGGGAUCGGCGGGCCGCGCCGCGGCCGCAGGUGGUUGGACCCGACCACCUCCACUCGCGGGUAAGGGUCACCGGCCGCGGCCGCCAUCGCCAUCGGCAUUGGCAUCUGCGGACGCAGCGCGAAGGGUUCUCUACUAUAUAGAACAGUUCCCGCGUCACCUCGCUCCCCCACUGUCCUCCAACCAAAUAAAAAAAGGAUCCCGCGCCGCGCUUCGUGCCGCAUCCCCACGCCGCCCCUCCUCUCAGCCGCUGCUCCAUGCCUCUCCCCUCAGCUUGCGUAACAUCACCUUCCCUCAAGUAAAAGAUACAUGGGCUGAUUUUGGCAUUUCAUGGGAGGUUUUGAAGAUGACGAACCACCCUCAAAAUGUGCAACAGCAUCCUGAGUAGAAUCCGCAAGUUUGCCAGAUUGUUUCUCUUUUUCGAAAUCUGCCAAUCCUUUGGGAAGGACAAUGGCUAGACCUUUGCCUUCCCAAUGGUUUGUUUUAAGAGGGAGGAAUUUGUCACAAAAACUCCGUACAGUCUUGGAUAUGGAAAAAGUUGAGCAGUUCUGGAGGAAGAAACAGGGAUAACUUUGCAUACCCCUACGGUGAAUCUUUUCAGAAAGCAGGUGGUUGAUGGUAACUGGGAUAAUGCAGUGGUUACCUUGAAUAAGAUUGGCCUUCUGGAUGAAAAUAUUGUGAAAUCUGCUGCAUUUUUUUAUAUUGGAGCAGAAAUUCUUCGAACUUCUGAGAAAUGACAAUGUCAUAUGUGCUAUGAAGACUUUACAAAGUGAAAUCACACCCAUUGGUGUUAAUAGAAAAGGAGUUCAUGAACUGUCGAGUUGUAUAAUUUCUUGUUCUCCACAGCAGGUGUUCCUUGGUUUUUCAACACUUGGCAUUGAUUCUUCUGGUUCACGGCAGAACCUCCUAGAGGAAUUGCAAAAGGUGCUCCCUCCAACUGUUAUGGUACCAGAGAGAAGGUUUUGUGUGCGCACCAUGAUGAAAGUGUGGUUUCUCCAAUUUUCAAACAAUGGGAAGUAUUUAGCCUCAGCAUCAAAUGAUAAAUCUGCAAUCAUAUGGGAGGUCGACGAAGAUGGAGAGCUAUUACUAAAUCACACAUUGAGUGGUCAUGAGAAGUAGCUGAUGAUGGUUGCGUGGAGCCCUGAUGGUCGCCAGCUUCUCACAUGUGGAAUGGAAGAAACCAUCCGACGCUGGGAUGUUGAAUCUGGCAGAUGUCUUCAUGUGCCUGGUUUCCAGAUGGAAAGCAAAUAUUGUCUGGUCUAAUAGAUGAAAACUUUUGCAUUUGGGAUUUAGAUGGUAAAGAAGUAGAUUGCUGGAAAGGGCAAAGAUCAUAAAAAACAUCUGAUUUUUCUGUAGCAAAAGAUGGAAAGCUUAUUAUAAGCAUUUCCCUUGUUCCAUCAUGACUAUUGUCACAUUUAUUUCUUAAUUCAAGCUGGGAUAGAAUUAUGA
Molecule: messenger RNA, 1472 nt
Organism: Phragmites australis (common reed)
Lineage: Eukaryota; Viridiplantae; Streptophyta; Magnoliopsida; Poales; Poaceae
Product: WD repeat-containing protein 26 homolog
Exons: 3
Coding region: 777-1142 (121 amino acids)
Molecular function (GO): protein binding
Source: RefSeq, a predicted model, not a curated record